AGAAUCAUUUCGGUGCAUAAGGUCCAUUGCAUAACCUACAUUCCUUGGCAUCACGUGAUGAAUCAUGGCAGAAUUAGGGAAGGCAAACAAUGGUGCAACGAACAAACGAUUGAGGAGCACUCCGACUAGAAGGACUCCUGUAAAUAGGCCUAAAAGACGUCCUGCUGUCUCUGCUGCUGCCAUCAAAGGUAUUCAAUUAGUAUAGCGGCGUGGUGAACAGAAGGAGAAGGUUUUCGAGUUGAGGCUGUUUCUCAGGACCAUCAUUCAUUGCGUAGCACCAGUCCACUAUUCCUAACUUUUAAUUUUGUGGCGUUCUAUUUGGUUUGUGAUAACAUCAGCCCACUUUUCCACCUAGUUCCACCUGUGUGUUACUACUUCAUGUACAAUUACAGCUGGCUCUAAUUAACUCACCUCUAUGUGGUGAAGAGGCUGCUUUCUGAACGAUUUCAAGUUGAAUCUGUUUUUCAGUCAUUCAAUAGUGAGAGACUGUAUAUAUCGUAAUAUAUCACCAAUUGAUGGCACCUCAUUGAAAUGCCUCCUCCACUCAAGGGGUAUCAAUAAUCGUUAUAUUGGGAAGAUUGCAAUGCUAGCCAAGUCAAGGGAAGAUCUGGACCACUUACAUAGGAUCUGUGUUACUGAGAUGAUACUAAGAAGAGAUUCAGGAAGCUUUUAUUAAUGACUCCAUUGAACCGUGUGUCAGUCAAUGUGGCUUAUUUCCUCAACUGUUUACUAACUGAUACUGAAGAGAUUGUUUCUGAUGAAGUUGCUGCUACAAAAAAGAAGUCCAAGAAGAAGAAGGGAGGAGGAAGUGGUGGUGGUGGUGCUAGUGGUCCAGUCACUAAAACUACAUCUGCUGGAAAAGACUUGUCUCAAGGAAAGUUAUGGAAACUGUUAGUGGAAGAUGUACUUCAGCAUUUCCUGUACACAUUGGAAUAUAAUUCUGCAACUCACAUGUGUACUACUUGUGGUGUUAGCAGAGUCUCUCUUCUCAGGGAAUUCUGUAACAAAACAGGAGUACAGAUUACAUCGAAGGAUUACAAAUUUUCCUUGACUGCUCCAUUGAAUGAAGGUGAUCUUGCCUGUAUUGUACCUGUUGUUAAGCACACUGAUUUUAAACCUCUUGAAGCCUCUGGUUUGUAUGAGUUGGCUCAGGUUCAGUUGCAGUCUGGUAAUAUUGAAGUUGCUCUUGACUAUCUAUCUGGAGCUGUGCAAUUGUUUGCUCAAGUCUUUGGGCCACAACAUGUCAACAUAGCUAACUGUUAUAAAGUUAUUGCAUGAAUUCAUCAUGCUCUAGGUGACAGUAAACUAGCAAUAUCAUUUCAGCACAAAACUGUCAUUAUGUAUGAGAGACUGCUAGGAGUGGACCACUGCAGCUCUAUAUCAGCCUAUUUCCAUUUGGCUUAGUAUUGCUGUGGGGCUGAGAGGAAUGUUGUGGUGUUGAGAUUACUGUAUAGAGUUAUGUAUCUAAUAAUGUUAACACUUGGUGAGGAUCAUCCUGAAAUGUCUAAUGUUGAUUUUUACAUUGGUUUACUAUUGAGUAAUGCUGGUCAUUAUGAAGAAAGUCAGGCAUAUCUGGAAAGUGCUCGUAGAUUACAAAACA
Molecule: messenger RNA, 1600 nt
Organism: Amphimedon queenslandica
Lineage: Eukaryota; Metazoa; Porifera; Demospongiae; Haplosclerida; Niphatidae
Product: clustered mitochondria protein homolog
Exons: 14
Coding region: 676-1278 (200 amino acids)
Biological process (GO): intracellular distribution of mitochondria; organelle organization
Cellular component (GO): cytoplasm
Molecular function (GO): mRNA binding
Source: RefSeq, a predicted model, not a curated record